GAGGUUAGGGACUGGGGAGCCGGUCUCGCGGCGCCCAAGUGAAUCCGUCGGGCUCGGGGACCCAGCGGAUCCCCCCGCGCCCGCCUCCCUCUCCGCCGGUGCGAGUGGGGCGGCGCGCUCCGCAGGGCGAGCAGCUGAGCGACCCUCAGUGCUGCGGCCCCCCGCGCCCCAGCCCGCCUCGCCCGGGCCGCGGGAGGCGCCCCUCACUCUCCCCCCGGGCGGGGGAGCCCAAGGCAGCGCCGGAGCCCGGGGGGAGCGCGGCCGCGCCGGCCAGGGCAGGGGGCAGGCAGCCGGGACGGCCCCGGUCUAGGUGGUGGCCGAAGAGGGCCAGAGGCAAGCAGAGGGAGCAAUGGUUGGUCCUGACGGUGGCUGAGCCCCCAGCCCCUGGAAUAUGCAGCCCGGAGGAGCCCCAGGCAAGGACACGGUGGCGGAGUGGGGCGGGAGGCAUGGUCUCCACCUACCGGGUGGCCGUGCUCGGGGCGCGAGGUGUGGGCAAGAGUGCCAUCGUGCGCCAGUUCCUAUACAACGAGUUCAGCGAGGUCUGUGUGCCCACCACCGCCCGCCGCCUCUACCUGCCUGCUGUGGUCAUGAACGGCCAUGUGCACGACCUCCAGAUCCUGGACUUUCCACCCAUCAGCGCCUUCCCUGUCAACACACUGCAGGAGUGGGCAGAUGCCUGCUGCAGGGGACUCCGGAGCGUCCACGCCUACAUCCUGGUCUAUGACAUCUGCUGCUUUGACAGCUUUGAGUACGUCAAGACUAUCCGUCAGCAGAUCCUGGAGACGAGGGUGAUCGGCACCUCCGAGACGCCCAUCAUCAUCGUGGGCAACAAGCGCGACCUGCAACGCGGACGCGUGAUUCCGCGCUGGAACGUGUCGCACUUGGUGCGGAAGACCUGGAAGUGUGGCUACGUGGAGUGCUCGGCCAAGUACAACUGGCACAUCCUGCUGCUCUUCAGCGAGCUGCUCAAGAGUGUGGGCUGCGCCCGCUGCAAACACGUGCACGCCGCCCUGCGCUUCCAGGGCGCGCUGCGCCGCAACCGCUGCGCCAUCAUGUGAUGCUGCGUGCGCCCUGCUGCAGCACUGUCCCAGCGGAAGAGAGGCCAGGGCGGGGUCAGCCUCCCUCGGGACACGUGGGCUAGAGCGGAAUCCCCGGAGGAGAACUCUGGGCUCCCGGCCUGAAGCACUCCUGCAGCCACACACCUCCCCCACGAGAAUCAGAGGGCGAGAGGGAGCCUCCCCGCCACUCCCCAGUCCUCCCCUCCAACCUGGGUCUCCCUGGGACAGCCACCUUCAGUGCUGUAGUGUAGUGCCCGGCCCCAGGGGGCGCCACAAUCUGAGGGCUGAGCGUGUGAAAUGGAGGGUAGGAUGAGGAGGUGCUGUCUUGGCCGGGCCCCUGCUCAUCUUCCCUACAGUGUGUCUGUCUUUGCCACGUGUCCCCUUUUGCAAUGUCUGUCCACUCAAGUAUCUGUCCGUCCUCAUUUGUCCUGUCUUCCCUUCAGUGUCCCUCCCUGUCCCCCAGCUCCGCUCACAGGGCUCUCAUUUCGUCCAUCCCCUUGUCGCAGGUCCUGGCAGCUUUGCGAUGCCUUCUCACCGGCAGCGCCACCGGCACAGGGCAGAGAGAGGCAAGUGGCCCAAGGACCAAAGCCAAGGGGUCCGAGGGCUGAGGUCCCACAGCCGUCAGGGAGAGAAGGCAGAGCUCUUCCUCAUCCAGGGAGACCUCCCUGCCCAGCAGCCCCCAGAGACGCAACCACCUACUUUCCAGCCUUAACUCAAUGGUCCCUGCCGGGUGCCCCUCACCCUUCCUGACCCCAAAGCCAGAUGGGCCCCGGGCUAAAAUUCCUUUUGUUUGACAGUGUGGAGAGGAAAUUCCCCUAAGGAUAGUUUUCUCUCCAUGAUGCUAGGUCCUACUUCUGCAUUACCUCCUGCACUGGGAUGGUCUGCUCUAUUAUGGAAGGUUGAGUUGUGGGGGACUGGGGGUGGUGGGCAAGGUGGUGCCCAGGAGGGGGUCAGGUUAUGCCAAUGGUAAUUCUGUGUCCCAGUGCCACCUCAGUCCAACUGCUUAAGACUCUGCCUCCAUCAGGUCUCAGGUUGUCUUGAUCAGUCUGUGUAGGGGCAGAGCUGAGAAAAGAAUAAGGGAGCUUCUUGUGCCUGGGGGAGCUAGGCAUGCAUCCCCACCCAUAGGUGGAGGCCCUCAGGAUCUGACCCCUUGUCCUAACACCAGGUUGGCCCUAUGCCCUAACUCACCCACCCCAUUUUCCCCGGCUGCCUGGCCGGGUUUCUACCUCUCGUCACCGGAGCUGAUCACUGUCAGUUUUGUACCGAUUUAGAAAUAAUAAUCCUGGAGAUUCUAGGAAUGGCCUGAGGGACUGGUGGGGGACUUGGAGGGAGGGAGGGAGGAAGAAAUGGUGGUGCCACGUCCCCUGCCCCGGCCGGCCGAAGAGAGUUCUUGAGGCAGACCCCUCAGCCUCAGCCCUGGUCCAGUUGGGAGGAUAAUAAGGACCCUUUGUUAAGAGGGGUACAUAGGAUGCCUGGCCUUUUCCCGGGCUACAGUGCACAGACCAGGAAAUCAGGUACCCAGAGAGGUUAUGGGGAGGGAUCUGGGGGCGGGGGUAGGGGUGGGGAAUUUGUGGUGUUCCCGUGUGGGAGGGAAUCCAUGAUUCUCUCUUCUGCUUCACCUACUGAAUCCCACUCCCUCCACCCAGCGGGGCACUGCAGUACAGCAGCAGCAGCCCUGACCGUGGGCAGCCCAGCAUUCUGGGUUCUAGUCCUUGCUGUCCUGCAAAAUUGGGGGCUAGUAACUUGCCCUCUCUGAGCCUCCCUCUGAAAUAGAGGUGGUGGCUCCCCUUCCCCACACUUCAGAGUGGCUGGAAGGGUUAGGAGAGAUGCCCACUUUCCUCUCCUGCAGCCCCACCCCUGGUUCCACGGGGCGUGGGGUAAAGAUGGUAGCAUCUCAUGUGCCCGUUCACCCCCCCCCCAACUCUGAGGCACUUGAGGCGAGGGUGGGGGGAUCCAGGCCUCUCUCUCUGGCUGCCCCCCCCCGGGGGGAAACCAUUGGAAUGUAGCCCCCCUCACCCUUUCCUCUUCAUCCCAGGUCUUGGAUUUCAGGUCCCUUCACCCUCAUUCUGAGUCUCUGUCCUUCCCUUCCCCAACCAGGGUUUCCCACACAGGGUCUGGAAGUGUGUGACACCCAUUGAGCUGUUAUCGGAAGUCAGAUUAAAAAUCAGGGAGUGUUUUCCCUCGUUUCUCUACCUCGGUGUCAGCU
Messenger RNA from Microtus oregoni (creeping vole), 3264 nucleotides. RefSeq names its product RAS like family 10 member B (gene Rasl10b). Gene Ontology annotation, molecular function: GTP binding; GTPase activity. The transcript has 4 exons. The record is from RefSeq and is a predicted model, not a curated record. Bases 447 to 1058 code for a protein of 203 amino acids. Lineage: Eukaryota; Metazoa; Chordata; Mammalia; Rodentia; Cricetidae.